AAUGUUGGCAGCGCGGUGCUUAAAGCACGUAUCCGCAGACCAACGCAUCGCCUACGUCACAGCAAUUCACUUUUGGUUGUUGUUCACCCAGUUGAUGAGCGGCAGUGUGGCCACGUUGCAAAAUAACAUCAGCAAUGCGAGCAGUAGCUCACCGCCACAACCCAGCGGAUUCGUCUCAGCAACACCCUCAUCCUCACCCGCGCUAAUGUCAGCAACGCUGAUGGACAAAACAUUGACAAACUGCAGCAGCGCGAACAGCUCUAGCUGGUGUCCCAUUUGUGCCACAGUCAACAAUGUCGACUAUGUGCUCUUCGGUAGUGCAUAUUUACUGGAGCAAACCAACCGUGAGCGUCAACCUUUGAACGCUGGGCACAAAGGAAACGCAGCGGGAGCGGUUUUUAGGGAAAUUGCGAUGGGAUUGUGUCGAUCUGGUUGUAGCGCUGUAAUUUGUGAGGACGGCGGGCAACCGAUUUGUGCCCGAAAUGUACAAAGUGAUGAAGUCCGCAGCUUCAGUGGGCAGUGUAAUAUGGCGCGCGAUGUGUGUCUCAAUGGCAAUGAUUGGCAACUUAUACAAUCCGACGUUUGCCUUAAAAUGAACGCCGAUCCGGACCAAAUACCCACAACGACAACUUCCCAAGCGCAAAGCACAACAACUAUCUCCACUACAGCAGAUAAGUUAAGCCGAGAAAAACUACCAGCGAAGCGAGUAAAAAAAUUUCGUGGAAAGUCUAUACCCUGCCCGAAGGUAUUCAAUCCAGUUUGCGCUGAGCUCCUUGGCGUCAAGGCGACUUUCAUCAACGAAUGUCUCGUGAAUGCGGAGAACAUUAAUUUUGGCAAAACUUGGCAAAUAUUCUCCACGGGCGUCUGUGCAGAGGAUUACGCCAGCUCUGAAACGCACAAAAACGUAAUUGAAAAACGUAGUUGGCCGGUUGGCACAGCCACUGUAACGUAUAAUCUAAAUGCACCUUAUUUGGGUAUGAAGGAGGAUGUGCCGUGGACAGCAAAUAUCGAAAAUACCAAUUAUAUGAAUAAUGAUGUGUUCAGUGCGUAUGGUGGGCAAAUGCGUAGUAUUCUCCAAUACAGUCAACCCUUUGGAGCAAUGUUUUGCGGUGAGUCUUCAUUGGAUACCAUGCCGCAUAGUAUACGCUUAUUUCCGGCGGUCGAUGAUCGCGUGUCGGUGUGCAAGUUUGGUGCUGGUUCUGUUUGUGGCAGUUCAGCGAAAUACAGAGCCCACAAAUUUGAAAAUAUCUGCGAACUGCUACUGAGGAAUGUAAUUUUAAAUGAAGCUUGGACUGUCGUUAAUGAUGGCUAUUGUCGAAAUUGUAUACUAAAUUGUACAACGGAUUACGAUCCGUUUUGUGUCUCAAGGCAAGGCCUCAACUAUACGAUAAUCAAUCAGUGUCAUCUGGAUUAUGCGCUUUGCCGCAGUAACGCGCUGAAAGUACUUGGUAGAGGUGACUGUGCAAAUGUUUUGAAAAAUCUUACUCAAAAAGGUUAUGAACAGCCUGGUCCUAUUCAAAACGAUGCCUACCUACCCAGACUCGCUCGGAAAACUUUGGAUGAUAUAUUAAAUGAGGAUGAAGGAAGUGUUUUGAGUGAGAGUUUUUCAACGAUGAGCUUAACGGAAAGCCCAGCUGAAAUAAUUUCCGCGCAGACUGGAACUUCACCGAAAGUGUUUACUAAAGAGACCACUGAGUUUAAUGCUCCCACUACUUCCACAACAACGGCGAGUACCGAAACUCAGCAAACGCAAACAGUGAGAGAAACUCAUAUAAUGAAUUUAUGGCGUGGUUCAAGAACAAAAUCACGUUUCAGCAGCAGAAAGAGAAAUAAUAGCUCUUAAUAAUUAUAAGUAAAAAUCUGGUCACAUAGAUGUAGUUUCGUA
Messenger RNA from Ceratitis capitata (Mediterranean fruit fly), 1885 nucleotides. RefSeq lists its product as uncharacterized. NCBI's taxonomy places the organism in Eukaryota, Metazoa, Arthropoda, Insecta, Diptera, Tephritidae. Gene Ontology annotation, molecular function: protein binding. Bases 2 to 1843 code for a protein of 613 amino acids. The transcript has 6 exons. The record is from RefSeq and is a predicted model, not a curated record.